AUGGCUGUGGAUUCUGAUGACCGGACUGGUGAUCACGAAGCGCAUCCUUUAUUGUCGGAAAUUCCUGUCAACGUGCCGAUAGGGAACGGAGCAAAGAAGCUGUUGGUUCUCACCGUGUGUUCAUUGAUUUGCCUCGCCGCAGAUUUUGGAAUGUACCUCUCUUUAGCCCCUCAGACCGCGAUAUUUGAACAGAUUAUCUGCCGAAACUAUUCGGAAUUCCAGGGUGUGGGCAACAAUGUGACCCGGGGGGAGGACCCGUGGGAAUUGGCCUUGAUUCUUGGCUAUAAGAGUGGUUUCGAGGUUCUACCCACUAUAUUCCUUUCCCUGGGUUAUGGUUUCUUAUCUGACCACUGGGGGCGGAAGCCGGUGCUAUAUCUUGCCGCGCUGGGAAUUACUUUGAGCGAGCUCUGGACUCGAAUUGUCUGCGCUUGGCCAGGUAUCUUUCCCCUUCGCUCCGUCUGGCUGUCAUCAGUAUGGCUCCUGAUAGGUGGUGGUGAUCAAACCAUGUCUUUUGUCGCAAUUAAUAUGGUUGCCGAUGUUGUCUCUGAAGAAGAAAGAUCAAACGCUCUCUUUCGUCUCUCGUCGUUUGUAGUUCUCUCCGAGGUUCUGGCGGGCCCGGCAAGUGCAUACCUGAUGAGAAUUGAUCUUUGGACCCCCUAUAUUCUGGGCUUUGCCAUUGCCACUGCUGGGCUUACGCUUAUAGUCUUUCUUCCCGAAACGCUCGAAGAUGCCAAAGCAAAAAGAGUCAUUCAAGGAACAGCGAGUGGAAUCUCAGCUGAAUUUACUCUACAGCCAGGCAAGCAAUUCACUGUCCAAGCACUCCGUCAUGGAGUUCACGAGUUCAAAGAGUCUAUCCAUUUCAUGUGGACUGAUAGUAAUAUCUCAUGGAUUAUUGCUGUCGGCUUUGUCUCCAUGAUGAGCCGCGAAAGCACCAAUAUCCUUCUACAAUACACCUCCAAGAAAUUCAACUGGAGUAUUGCCCAAGCGGGUCUUCUCAUUUCAAUCCGUGGUAUGGUUGGCAUCUUCUGCUUCUCAAUUUUGAUGCCCGGAGUCACCUUCCUGGCCGUCCGGUACUUUGAUCUGCAUGGAAAGUUCAGAGAUUACCGACUGAGCCAGCUGAUGGGCCUUUUUGGGGUCAUCGGUUUCACUGUAGUAGGGUUCGCCCCGACUGCCGGUAUCUUGAUCACCGGUUUAGUGAUUGUUUCGUCGAGUGCAGCUUUCAUGGUCACCACACGCAGUUUAGCAACAUCAUUAGUCCUACCAGACCACGUUGGAACUUUGUAUUCAGCACUCGCAAUCUCCCAGUCGAUCGGAACGUUUGUCGCAGGCCCGCUGUUCGCCUACCUUUUCCGAUUGGGGAUGCACCUCGGCAGUGCGUGGAUGGGUCUCCCAUUCCUGCAAGCCGCUGUGUGUUUUGGAUUUGCCACCGCAGCGCUUUGGCGGAUUCGAUUGAAUCGAUCCCUGCAAAGUGACGAGGAGGGUGGGGCGGAAGAAUCAUUGGUUUCAUGA
Molecule: messenger RNA, 1509 nt
Organism: Penicillium verhagenii
Lineage: Eukaryota; Fungi; Ascomycota; Eurotiomycetes; Eurotiales; Aspergillaceae
Exons: 6
Coding region: 1-1509 (502 amino acids)
Biological process (GO): transmembrane transport
Cellular component (GO): membrane
Molecular function (GO): transmembrane transporter activity
Source: RefSeq, a predicted model, not a curated record